AUGCUCGUGACCAAGCACGCUGCUGAGCUGUGUGCUCUCCUAGUCAGCGAUCUUCACGGCGAACUUCCUUCGCGUAUCCUCACAGCUCUACUCACCAAAGGACGAUGCAACGUGACCCAGCUCGGUCGACACACGUCGCUAGGUGCGCGACACCUGCGCAAUGGUCUCGCCGUCCUAUUUCAGCAUAACCUCCUCUAUACCCGCAUCGACAACGAGACAAGGGUCGCCUCCUACGACGCCAACCCGGAAGCUUGCUACAACCUCAUUCGAACGGGCAAAAUCCUUGACAUGGUCGACAGACAAUUUGGUUCAUCGGAACGUGACGUGAUCCAGACUCUGCUCCAGCUCGGACAUGCCCGGAUCGGAGAUCUGAAGCAGGCGUUCGAUUCGAGAAACGCAUCAGUGAGCAGCCGAUCAAACGGAACGAAUGGCCACACGAAUGGCAUGGUCUCUUCCGACAACGAACUCUACGUCACUCUGGGUCGGCUUAUCCAAGCUGAUCUUGUCGAGACCGUGCGUGCCGACUCUUUCCGCAACCCGAUCGAUGUGUAUCACGAAAUCAAGACCGAGGCUACCAAGAUCGCGCCGGGCGAGAAAGCCACUGGCACCAAACAUGAACAACAACAACAAAUUAUCAAUCGAUGGCGUACAUUUCGCGAACAAAGCAAGGGCGUCAAAAGGCAGUUGGAUCAAUCACGAGGCAGGAUAUCCAAGAAACGGAAACUCCAGAAUGGCCACGCUGCCAGUGCAGACUACGAUGAUGAGGACGGCCUACAGCAUGUCCCCCAGCUGGCUCCGAACAUGAUCGUCCGGGUCAACCACCAGAAAUGCCUGGUCGAGCUCCGAAACCACUCCCUGGCGAAUUUCGCAGCCGAUGCCUUGGGUGACGUGACCGGGGAAAUCUACCGAGUUCUGCUGGGCCUCCUUACUCUGGAAGUAUCCCAGUGCCGGCCAGACACCAUGGUUGAAGACGAGACCCCUCCGCCGCCACCUGCUGCCACUACCACUCUCGACAUACUCGACCACCUCGACGACUCUAUCGAUGUGGGUUACGGGGUAGGCAAAGUAAAGAAGGAGAAUAUCAACCAAUCAAGUGCGGAGAAGACAAAGGUAAACCCUCCACAGUCCGACGAUGAGUCCGAAGAGUCGGACAAUGAGCAAACAAGUCAUCGGCAAUCGCGAUCCGGCAUCAGCCUCGACGACGACGAUGAAGAUGAUGACGACGACGAAGACGAGUCAGGCGACGAUCAUGCCAAUGGAGCAUCACAUACCAAAUCAGUUUCACAAGCAAACGGUCAUCGCCAAACCAAAGUCAAAUUCAAGGAAGACUCAGCGCCAGCCAGCCGCUUGGAUCAGUUGCGACAGCACCUGCUCCUUCUCAAGGAGAGCAAGCACAAGUUCAUUCGGCACUGCGGGACGAAUGGACGAGGUCAGUGGACCGUGGACUUUGCGCAACUGAUGGAUCAUGUUCGCGAGUCGGAGCUCGACGCUGUCAUUGAGCAGUCACACGGUCGCUAUGGCUUGCGCCUGACGCGGAUCCUCCGAGAGAAGGGCAAACUGGACGAGAAGAUGCUGCACUCGGCGGCGCUCAUGAGAAAGCCCGACGUGCAAGGGAAGAUGCUGGCACUGCAGAUGGCCGGGCUGGUGGACAUACAAGAGGUGCCGAAGGACAGUAGCCGAUUGGCCAACCGGACGAUCUUUCUCUGGUUCUUUGACGGGGAGCGCACGCAGGCCCAGUUGUUGGACGACGUGUACAAGGCGAUGCUCCGGGCCCUGCAGACCCUACAGGUGGAGCGCCACAAGGAGCGUAACAUUCUCUCGUUUGUGGAGCGCAAAGAUGUCCAGGGAAAGGAAGAGGAAGUCAUGGGGAAUGACUACCUCAAGAGAUACAACCGGCAUCUUGAAAGACAGGAGAUGCUGCUGGGGCAGGUGAUGCGGUUGGACAACAUGAUUUCGGUGUUCAGGGAUUUCUAG
Molecule: messenger RNA, 1974 nt
Organism: Emericellopsis cladophorae
Lineage: Eukaryota; Fungi; Ascomycota; Sordariomycetes; Hypocreales; Bionectriaceae
Exons: 4
Coding region: 1-1974 (657 amino acids)
Biological process (GO): DNA-templated transcription
Cellular component (GO): RNA polymerase III complex
Molecular function (GO): single-stranded DNA binding
Source: RefSeq, a predicted model, not a curated record